Molecule: messenger RNA, 3851 nt
Organism: Phalacrocorax carbo (great cormorant)
Lineage: Eukaryota; Metazoa; Chordata; Aves; Suliformes; Phalacrocoracidae
Source: RefSeq, a predicted model, not a curated record
CCCCGCCUCUCCCGCUCGCCAUUGCGGCGGCUCAGGGCGAGCCGCGCCGCGUCCCCCGCUCGCCUCCCUCCCACCGCGGCCGCCGCCCGGCAGAGGCUCCACGGCGCAGGCCCGCCGCAGCGCAGCCGCUCUGAGCAAAGGUGUCUGCGUCUGGGUGCUAUGCCAUCUUGUUUGGAAGUAUGGAUUUUUCAAAACUCUUAAACUUCAAGUUCCUCUUCUGGCUCCUGGUACAGUCAUUAUUUCCCUCUCGUAGAAGACCACUGCUGCUGGGGGAGCUAUUGAUGGAAGAACACGGGGUGACCCAAACAGAGCACAUGGCCACCAUCGAGGCCCACGCAGUGGCCCAGCAGGUGCAGCAGGUCCAUGUGGCCACCUACACAGAGCACAGCAUGCUGAGCGCGGACGAAGACUCGCCGUCUUCGCCAGAGGACACCUCCUACGAUGACUCUGACAUCCUCAACUCCACAGCUGCCGACGAGGUCACCGCCCACCUGGCUGCAGCAGGCCCUGUGGGGAUGGCAGCAGCUGCUGCCGUGGCAACGGGUAAAAAACGAAAGCGACCACACGUUUUUGAAUCCAACCCAUCAAUCCGCAAAAGGCAGCAGACACGUUUGCUACGGAAGCUCCGAGCCACGCUGGAUGAGUACACCACCAGAGUAGGGCAGCAGGCCAUCGUCCUGUGCAUCUCACCCUCCAAACCCAAUCCUGUCUUUAAAGUAUUCGGUGCUGCACCCUUGGAGAACGUGGUACGCAAGUACAAGAGCAUGAUCCUGGAAGACCUGGAGUCCGCACUGGCAGAGCAUGCUCCUGCACCUCAGGAGGUUAACUCAGAGUUGCCACCCCUCACCAUCGAUGGCAUUCCUGUCUCGGUAGACAAGAUGACCCAGGCACAGCUGCGAGCUUUCAUCCCUGAGAUGCUGAAGUAUUCCACGGGUCGCGGGAAACCAGGCUGGGGCAAGGAAAGCUGUAAGCCCAUCUGGUGGCCUGAGGACAUUCCGUGGGCCAAUGUUCGCAGCGAUGUCCGCACAGAGGAACAGAAGCAGCGGGUGUCAUGGACCCAAGCGCUGCGGACUAUCGUGAAGAACUGCUACAAGCAGCACGGGCGUGAAGACCUACUCUACGCAUUUGAGGAUCAGCAGACACAGCAGCAGACUACGACCACACAUAGUAUAGCGCACCUGGUGCCGUCACAGACAGUGGUACAAACCUUCAGUAACCCUGAUGGCACCGUGUCCCUCAUCCAGGUUGGCACUGGUGCUACAGUUGCGACGUUGGCCGAUGCCUCAGAGUUGCCUACCACAGUUACCGUCGCACAAGUCAAUUAUUCCGCAGUGGCUGACGGAGAGGUGGAGCAGAACUGGGCAACGCUACAGGGGGGUGAGAUGACUAUCCAGACGACGCAGGCAUCAGAGGCCACGCAGGCGGUGGCGUCAUUAGCAGAAGCAGCAGUGGCAGCAUCUCAGGAGAUGCAACAAGGAGCAACUGUCACCAUGGCACUUAACAGUGAAGCAGCUGCCCAUGCAGUAGCCACGCUUGCUGAAGCCACUCUUCAAGGAGGAGGACAGAUUGUCCUAUCUGGUGAAACUGCAGCAGCAGUAGGAGCGCUUACCGGAGUCCAAGAUGCCAAUGGGAAGAUGGACCCAAAUGAGUCGCAGGCAACUUGGGAAAGUGCAGAUCAGCUUGCUUGCAUCCGAGCGGACAGGAAGGAAAAAGUCGAGCUUUUUGUAGGGUCUUCCCGGUGUGAACAGACUUUUUUAAUGAAGUAUUGCCCUGAAACAGGUCUCGUCCAGAUCCCCGUCAGCAUGUACCAGACCGUGGUGACCAGCCUGGCCCAAGGCAACGGCCCCGUUCAGGUGGCGAUGGCACCCGUUACCACGAGGAUAGCGGACAGUGCCGUCACCAUGGACGGGCAGGCAGUGGAAGUGGUGACCUUGGAACAGUGACGAUGCCCAGAGCAGGAUCAUGGUGAUUUUCCUUGUCUCUUAUGCGAAUAAUUUUUUUACACCUCUCCAGAGAUGCAGUCAGGUGGCAUUGAGUCUCCUAGCUUUGGAAGCAAAGGUUUUGUUAACCUUUUUUUUUUUUUUUUAAAGGAAAAAAAAAAAAAGAAAAAAGAAAAAAAUAGAUAAAAAAACCUAGCAGAGGUUGUGUGUUAAGUGCAUUUUUAUAGCGCCACUCUGCUCUUGUAGGAGUGAGAAGCCAAAUUGUGACGGGACUUUCAUUCCAAGGAGAUUGAAAAGAAAACAAAAUACAGCAACAACAGCAAAAAGCAACCCCUUGUCCCCCAUUCCCCCCGCACGGGAUCGAGCAGAGCGAGGCCUGCGGCCAUCGAGGCACGGCGGGAGCACGGACGCCCUCGGCCGAACCCGCUCCAGCAGCAUCGUCGUCGCUCCCGGGCUGCGCCGGCACCUUCCUCCACGGCAGCUCCUGGGCACGGCCCUCCGCCGUCCGCACCUGGCAAAUUAGGUUUCAAAGAUUUUAACGCGGACUUUUGUAUUAAAAACAAAACCAAAACCACACACACACACAAAAAAAAAAAAAAAAGGAAAAAAAAAAAAGAAGGAAAAGAGUUUGGAAAAAGGCUCCUCUCCUGGGGAAAAACAAAACGCAUGUGUGACUGCAGGGGGGUGGCAGCCUCCUGAAGGGAUGACCCUCUUCCAGGAGCCCGCGCCGCUGCCGCCCUCCCCGCGCCGGCGAGCGAGGCCGCCUCUGCCUUUGACGACCGUAAGCGCCGCUGCGGAGAAUCGCAGCUGCGCUCCGCUCGGCUCCCCUUGGUGCACACUGGAGACCUGUUCUUAUUUCUCUGCUCUCGAAAUGUACCUGCCAUUUUAGAUCUUUUUUUUUUUUUCUUUAUUAUUAUUAUUGUUAUUAUUAUUAUUAUUUCCCGUUUCUGUGGCUCUAGACUGGAGUGGAAACGCCUCUAGAGGGGCUCUGGCUGCCUGUCCCCCCCCACCCUCCCAGGACUUCCUUUGCCAAAGAGCCGCCUCGGGCUCGCCCCAUCCCCCAGGACCCCACAUCCUCCCCUGCCCGUCCCCGGAGAGUCCGGUUCCCGCAAGAAAAGCUACGUUUGAAGGUAGCGGGGGGAGGGAUGGGAUGUGACCCUUCCCUUCGGGGACCCCUCUGCACCCCUCCAAGCCGCCCCCAACCCCCCGGUCCUGCCCUGCGUGCAUCUCCCAGCUCAGCUCUGCUGCUGCUGCGGACUUUUAAUCCCCAUCACCCAAAAACCUCUCCGGGGGGUGGGGGAUGGGGUGGGUGGAGAAGCCUCGGGGGUGUUUGUUUUGGGGGGGGGACACAAGUUUUACUUGACUUUUCCGUGGGCCAAACCCUUGCGUCCCAGCGGCAGCGCCCGGCCGAACCCUCCGUCAGCCACAGCCCUGCCGCGCGUGCAGUUGUGCAUGGUAUUUAAUUUUUAAUUCUUUUUUUAAUUAUUAUUUCCAAGUGGCCAUUAAUGAAGUUCUCCAAGUCUCGCUCCGCCUUCGAGGAAGUUUUCAGAUUCUUGUAUUUACUUGUUUUAUAUGGGAAAAAAAAUAUCAAAUGUUCUUUGUAUACAUUUCUUCUGUACUUUAUGAGGGGAGGGAGAUCUUUCCAUAGAAACAGUCCUGGUUCUCCAAUUUUAUUUUUUUUUUCUUUUUUUUAAAUAUUAUUUUUUUAUUGUCGUUGUGAAGAUGUUGGUGGCUUUCAAGUCAGUGUUUCUUUGGCGAUGAAAUGACGUUCUUUUAGUCCGAGAGGUUUCCCCCUGCCCUCCCACCCCCCCAAAAAAGACAAAAACCAGGCAAGUAGCAGAGCAUGGACCCCCCCCUUGUUUCCCAGUGUCUAUUAUUGCCUCAUUCAAUAAAUUGUUACAAAUGUGUCUA